Darwinula stevensoni is the source of this 606-nucleotide messenger RNA. NCBI's taxonomy places the organism in Eukaryota, Metazoa, Arthropoda, Ostracoda, Podocopida, Darwinulidae. The record is from the annotation of a GenBank genome assembly.
AUGUGUGCGAUGUACGCGGAGACGGUCCAUAUUCGCAAUUCCAUUCUGAAAGAAGGGGGAGCAGGGGUCUGCAACAUUUUAUUAUUCCGGGUGAAGAUCUUCGUCCGGUUGAAGAACACCAGCUGGGUGAUGCGAAUCUACACGAACUACAAACCAGAGAUCCCCAGCCAGAGGGACUGGAUGUGUGGAAUCCAGUGCAACCACUCCCACGUAGACUUCUGCCUUGCUGACAGACUGCCACAGCUGGGGAACAUAACGAGGAUCCAAGAAGAAGGGUCGACCUGGAGGUUCCUAGUAGGAAUGGAUCCGCUGGUCGACAUCUUUGUAUCUAGAGACUCGGAUUCGGUGGUGACCAGCCGUGAACGCGAAGCUGUUGAUGAAUGGUUAAAGUCAAACUCAAUGAUUCACGUGAUGCGGGAUCAUCCUCAUCAUCCAUGGCACAUUCUUGCGGGCAUGUGGGGUGCAAAGACGUUCAUGAACCGUUCCCUGAUGGCAAACCUCACGGUGCAAAUGGUGCUGAAGACUGAUUUGAAACACGCCUACGGAUUUGAUCAAGAGAUUCUUCGGCUUAUCCUCUGGCCGGCCACGACGCACCUCAUGGUGUGA